AGGGGUCGCUGUGGGCUCUGCGCGUCUCACAUUUCGUAAACAUCAGCUGUUGCCUUCAGGCUCCAGGAGCUGCCUCCGUGCUAACAGGUUGUUAGCUGUUAGCCCGCUGCGCUAACACAAUGUCGGCGCAGAUAAACGCGGCCCCGUCGCUUCUGGGAGUUUGACAACACGUGGAAGAUCCGGUGAACAUGUGGAAACGUGACUGCGUUUAGAGAGGAAUCUGAAAAAAAUGGAAAAGCCUUUUGACCCUAAACACCAGAGGAGACUGAUAAAGGAGCCUGCUGAGUCUCACACAGCUUCAUCGACCUCUCUGAUAUUACCAAAUCCAUAUGUGUCUGGCCAUAAUCCAAAGGGGAACCAGUCAGGUCUGAGCCCAAAGGCAGCAAGAAAAGAAGACGUACCAAGGAAUCACGGCUGCAACAACAAUCGUCGUGCUGGAGACACCAGUGAUGGUUUCCUAUGGAGAGACAGGUCUACACGGGAUCCACAAGCAAGGGCAUCAAGAAGCAACAAUGGCUUCUCAGCCCAAAGCAGAGUCAUGGACCAGAGCACAACGGAUGCACAGAGAAAAGGUUUUAGAGGAGCCAGAUCUGCCAUGAACUCUGCAGGGACGUCAAAACCAGCACAGACCAACUUGGUCCCAUUUGAAGUAAAGAUGGCAGAUUUCCCAGAGCUGGCUGGUGUUCCACUGAGCAAAGCAGCCCCCCCUCUUCUUCAGAAAGAGUGCUGGGGUCCUAUUCCUCCCUCCAUGAGCCCUCAAACACCCCCCCCUGCAUCUACCUGGAAGUCCGGGAGGAGACGAUCCCCAACACGGCCGGAUCCCCAACAAAGAGGCACCAGUGUAAAACCAGAUCCCCCUGCCAUCCCAGCAGAUCAGCCAGUGGUGACAUCGUGGGCUAAUGUCGCCUCUCAACCUCCGAAGAAACUCGUCCCUAAAGAAGAAAAGACAGUCAGCGGCAUGCAGUCAGAGGAAAUCGCUGCAGCGCAGGAGGAAGGCACCGCAGGGAAGAAAAAGCGCAAGAAAAAGAAGAAGAAAGCUAAAGGUGCUGAUGAAGAUGCAGAAGUGGAGUUUGAAGAACCUGCAAUUUAUCAGGAGCCUCCGAAGUUUGAGGAUGAAGAGGAGUUUCCAGGCUUGACUCCUGCUUUGACUCGGACUAAGCUAUGCAACGAGGAAAACCAAAGAAUUGGAGGUCAGCACCUGACUGCUGACCAGAACAAGGAAAAGUCGACUGCAGCAAAAACUCAGUCCACAGAGACGACUAAAAAAGGACAGGUUUCUGGAAAGAAGAGCAAAGCUCCUGUUCAGCUGGACAUCGGAAACAUGUUGGCCGCCUUGGAAAAGAAGCAGCAAUCUCAAAAAACCAGGCAAGAUGCCAAACCAGUCAUUCUCUCAGUUGGUGGGGGACUACCUGUUGUCCAGAAGCAGCCAUUAGUCCAGAAGAAGCCGCCUUGGCAGCAGGGUCAAGUUGCACACAAUCCCCUGGACUCCACCUGCCCAAUGGUGAAGAAAGGAAAGCAAAGAGAGGUGCCCAAAGCCAAGAAACCCACUCCCCUUAAAAAAGUCAUUUUGAAGGAAAGAGAGGAAAGGAAGCACAGGCGUUUGCUGGAGGAGAGAGGUCUAAUUUCUGAAGAUGAGCUCAAACCUGUUAAUGAUGCAGAUGAAGAGCAGUGCGACAUAAAUAUCACAGAUGAGGUUGGGAAUCCGACAGAGGAUCUUGAGGAUCAGUCGGAGUUUAUUGGCACAAACUUGAUGGUGAAUGAAGGUGAAUGUGAUGAGGAGAACGAAAACGAAAAGGAGGAAACCGUAGAGCAACAAACCACCUCACCCGUGCCCUGCGCAGUCAGUCGACCCAAAAUCCACAGCAGGAAGUUCAGAGACUACUGCAGCCAGAUGCUGAGCAAAGAUGUGGAUGAGUGUGUGACGACCCUGCUGAAGGAGCUGGUGCGUUUCCAGGACCGCCUGUACCAGAAGGACCCCAUGAAGGCCCGCAUGAAGAGACGCAUCGUGAUGGGGCUCAGAGAGGUCUUGAAGCACCUCAAACUCAGGAAGGUCAAAUGCGUCAUCAUCUCGCCAAACUGUGAACGAAUCCAAUCCAAAGGCGGCCUGGACGAGGCGCUGCACACCAUCAUCGACACGUGUCGUGAGCAGGGGGUACCGUUUGUGUUUGCGCUCUCCAGGAAAGCUUUGGGUCGCUGCGUCAACAAGGCGGUGCCUGUCAGCCUGGUGGGCAUCUUCAACUAUGAUGGUGCACAGGACCACUACCAUAAGAUGAUCGAGUUGUCGUCUGAGGCCAGGACAGCUUAUGAGGUGAUGGUUUCCAGUCUGGAGCAGAGUGACCAGGCCGAGGCAGAGCAGGCAGCGAACAGUGAGGAAGAGCUGCAGAUCAGCAGCAUGGCUGAGGCUGAGCCCAGUCCAGAGAGCACACAUCCAGAGGAACCAGAAUACAUAUCAAUUUGGAAGAAAAUGUUGCAUAAGGAGUACAACCAUUCAUUUUUGAACUUUGAGGAGCAGCUCAGCUCCUUGUGUUUGGACAGUGAAGGUACUGAAAACACUGAUGAAGAUGUGAACAGUUGACAGUGGUGAAGCCCUCUGUGCCUGAAAAAGAAAAUGAA
Paralichthys olivaceus (Japanese flounder) is the source of this 2613-nucleotide messenger RNA. It is a transcript of the gene secisbp2, whose product is annotated as SECIS binding protein 2. The record is from RefSeq and is a predicted model, not a curated record. Gene Ontology annotation, cellular component: ribonucleoprotein complex. NCBI's taxonomy places the organism in Eukaryota, Metazoa, Chordata, Actinopteri, Pleuronectiformes, Paralichthyidae. Gene Ontology annotation, biological process: selenocysteine incorporation. Gene Ontology annotation, molecular function: mRNA 3'-UTR binding; ribonucleoprotein complex binding; selenocysteine insertion sequence binding.